UGCAUGCCAUGUAAAAAUCACGGAUUUUUAGGAUUAUCUCAAUCCGAUCAUUAUUUAAAGGGAUGCAAAGUCUGGUUCAGGCACAGUCGCAAUUUUGUCUGCUGCGAUCCGAGUUCGUCCCCAGCCGAAAGAUAUUAUUUACUUAACAAUGUCCGCGCAGUGUGGUGGUGAUACAAAGUUCAAGGACAUACCCUGCGAGGUAAUUGUCUCAAAAAUAUUUGCCUACUUCCCACCUCGAGAACGACAACUACUUCGUGCCGUCUCCACAACAUGGAAGUCCAUCAUCGACGAUUUUUUCGGCCAGACGGUGCACAUUACCAACAAAAAUUGGGAUUCGAUGAUGUCAAGUCGAGACAUUUUUUACGCCAGAUUCGUAAAUUGGACGCGAGAUCUGGGCAAUCAUAUCGAGCCCAGCGACUUUACUGUAAGAAUCAAAACUUUGGAGCUCUCGAGUCCACGGGCGCCAGUGCAUUACUUCGGCAUCCUCCCACUUCUCAAAUCAUGUGUCAAUCUGUCGACCCUGUCCAUUGGCAACGUUAUUGGAGCAUAUGUCAAAGACUUUGACACUGACAUGGACACAAGUUUGGAUUCAUGGAUGGCCACCUACGAUCAGGGCAACCCAGUUUGGUUCCCCAACCUGGAGACGUUCAAGUUCAUUGACAACUGGGCUGUGCCGUCGGCUAGCGUGGGGAGCUAUGCACAAGGAUGCUGCCAACGGAAGAGCGAAUUUAUUGCAUUUCUAUUUAAAAAGCUGUCCUUAACGAAACUGAAGCGACUGCAGGUUGAAUUCCACAAUUCAUUUUGGUGGAUUUCCCUUCGUGACUUAUUCACAUUGGUCGAGCCCCAUCAGUUUGAGACUAUUGGGCAAUCGAUCAAUGGUGACGAAAAUGGUGACCCGCAAAUUUUUAGCAAAGAGUCCCGAUACAAGACACUUGUCCAGUUGCCACUACGUCUUCUGGGCAAAACUUUGGCAACAACGUUAAACUUUGUGGAAAUUCAGUAUCAUACGAUCCUCACCGUUCAAUGUCAAUUUCACACGGGGAAUUUUGCAAUCAAUGGAAUUCGGCAGCUGAGUCGUUUCAAAAGCUUCAUUUCGAAGGACGCUAGCGAAGGCAAGUGUGGUCGUUUGAAUUACCUGCAAGCCCAAGAAAUUCAUAACUUGUGGGCCGAUGUCCUCAAUAAUUCGCAAUUCUCGUUGAAAGAGUUUGACGGCGAGCAGACGUUUGACACUCCGGACCAUCUCCUCCCCAUCUUGACAAACAAUGUGUGUACUCUGCAAAAUACGCGAAUCCUCACAACUCUGAGCUCCCCACAACUUGAUGAAGACGACGAUGUUGUCGCCGACGAAGACGCACUUUGGGAUCAAAUUGACUUUCGUAGAUUUCAAAAACAACAAAAAUUGACUCAUUUGUCAUUCAUCGUGGACAAGAUUAGCCCAUCAAACGUAGAGCUUUGUGAUGCUCAUCCCUUUUUCAGACACAUAAAAGAUCUUCCCGAUUCCUUGGUCUAUUUGGAAAUGAGCUGCCCCAUUCACCUCACAAUUAAGGACGAGGGGGACAAUGGUUCUCUGGGAUUUUGCGACUGUCUCGGACAUUUGAAAAACUUGAAAGAGCUGAUUUUAUGGAACACAAGUUAUUCUUCAGAGUUGAAUUCCCCCUGGUUUGUAGUAAAUAAUUCAAAGCAGGUGACCAUGAUCAAACCCUCCCACAUUGAAGCUUUCAUUAUAAACUUUCCCAAUUUGGUCUCCCUUCAUUUCAACUGGACUUGUACUCAGGAGAGCAAAAAUUGUUGCGAGUGCAGCUGUGACCUUUGCACCACGGUCCAGCUGCAGGAAGAAGAAGAGGGCAGUAGCGGCAGCAAAAAUAUUUGUGACGCAGUUUUCGACAAAGAAAUAUUUAAAAUGGAGCAUGUAAAAUAUUAUGAUCCCAGCAUUCAAACUCAGGUUAUCAAAAGGGUAAAAAUUUCUGAUGGCAAAUGUGUGAAAAAUGCCAAAACUAUUGUACCGACACGUUUGUGUGUCAACAUUAUUACUUCAUAAAUCGACGAAAACUGUGUAAUACACUUAUUACUUAAGUUGUCCACAUUAAUUAAUUUGUAAACAUUUAGUUUUUACUAUUACUUACAAUAUUGUUUUUUUUUCUACAAAUAAAUUCAGGCUGCACAAAGGCA
Molecule: messenger RNA, 2169 nt
Organism: Folsomia candida
Lineage: Eukaryota; Metazoa; Arthropoda; Collembola; Entomobryomorpha; Isotomidae
Exons: 2
Coding region: 149-2038 (629 amino acids)
Molecular function (GO): protein binding
Source: RefSeq, a predicted model, not a curated record